AAAGCAUCGGACACAGUAUCUCUCGACCAAACGUUAUACAACAUUAGUCUGCUCGCUAGCUCACUAAUAUUACUACUCUGAUAAUGCAUUUCCGAACUGUGUUUUUUGUUACCGUGUUGUUACUGGUGACUGUCGAUGCUGUCCCACUGGAAAGAGCACCCAUGGAAUUAAUAAAUUUCAUCACCAUGGAGGAGCCUUGUGUGAGACAGGGGGGGCUGUGCCGUAGAAUCGAGGACUGUGACCAGGACAAUUUGGUACACAUGAGGGGAGUGCUGUGUCCGAAACAAAGGCACCUCGGCGUUGAGUGUUGCUACAAUUAACCGGUGUGUUCGUUGAAGACACAGUUCCGCCUUUACACUUACUCUCUAAAACUUAAUUUAGUUCAUAAGACGCGAAUAAGUACCAUUGAUUUGCUUUAUUUAUUUGUAAAAAAUCUUUCACAUGGAACAAAAAUGUUA
Papilio machaon (common yellow swallowtail) is the source of this 458-nucleotide messenger RNA. Its product is annotated as U-scoloptoxin(19)-Sm1a-like. Lineage: Eukaryota; Metazoa; Arthropoda; Insecta; Lepidoptera; Papilionidae. Bases 84 to 320 code for a protein of 78 amino acids. The transcript is spliced from 3 exons. The record is from RefSeq and is a predicted model, not a curated record.